AUGAGGCCUGUAACCCUGGUGCUGUUCCUCACCUUCACUCUGCUGGCUUUCAAUGCUGGCCACAUCCUACCAGGAGCAGCAGAGGUGAGAAGCAGAAAGCAGAAAGUAUGGGCCAGAGUGGGCAGUUCAGCUGUGUUGCCUUGCUACCUGAGCCGCAAAAAGAUGGGGAAGAGCUGGAAGCAUCUGCCUGACAAGACAUCUGUGCUGUGGAAGCGGCUUGGGAGAAGCACCCACCAGGAGCCACAUAUAGUGCUGGAGGUGGAGGGCUCGGGGCUCCGGAAGACGGCGCUGCCCAUGAAGCCCCGAGUGUCAGUCCAGGACUCUGCCUUACGCAAUGGCAACUUCUCCCUGCACAUCAGCCCUGUGCGGAGCGAGGACGCCGGGCUCUAUGAGGCGCAGGUGGUGUACAACACCAAGGUGCAGAGCUGCCACGUGGACCUGGGGGUAAUCACAGUAACCCUCAGUCCGCCCAGCCCUGUGGUAGAAAACGAGCCGCUCUUGUUGCGGUGCAACUCCAGCCACCAUGCAAGCCUUGUGGAGACGUGCUGGUUCCACAAUGGGCACCUGGCCCCCACCUCUGGGACCUUCUGCUCCUCGCAUGGGGCUCUCUCCAUCCUCCGGCCAGCCAUGAGUGAUGCGGGCUCCUGGCGCUGCCAGCUCAGAUACUCCGAUAACGAGAUCAUUUCUGCUAUGUACAACCUGCAAAUUCUAGGUUUUGAUGGCCCAGCCAACCCCGUGGUCUAUGCUGCAGCUGGUUCUGCAGCUGAUUUACCAUGCACCCUGAGCUACCUUCCUAGCGCCUUUGGGAUCAAUGUGGUGACAGCCCACUGGAGCCACCUUGCAGGAGGACACAUGCAAGACUGGGGCAUCGCCCACAAUUCGAGCAGCAGAAGCUUCCCCCUUCAUCUCCCUGCGGUGGGGCCAGGUGAUGCAGGACAGUACCGCUGUGCUGUCUCUGUGGGCAGCAGGACGAUCAGCAGGGACGUGACCCUGGCAGUGGUUACAGUCACUCCAAACAUCCAAGGACCGGUUUCUGAGGGGUGUCACUUGCUGCUCACCUGCAGCCUCACACACCCUCAGGGACAUGAACGUUUCCAGUGGAAGCAGCUUGAUUCACCCCCCACUAACAGCAAGCUGGCUGUGGCCACCUCCCAUAACCUGGGGGGCUACAGAUCCCAGAUGGGCCCUACCUUGGAAAUACGCCAUGUGUCACAAAAGGAUUCGGGCACAUGGGAAUGCAGUGUAUAUGGCCCAGAAGGCAGACUGGGAGCAGUGGAGUAUGGUCUGCAGAUCACAGGUGCCCAGGUCUCCAGCCCUCCCACCAUCUUCAGUGGGCAGGUUACUUUUGGGCUCACACUCACCUUCUUUCUCCUGCUUACAGUCUGUGUUCUGGCUCUGGCCCUACAAAAAAGGGCACGGUCUCCUGCCUUCCCAGCGCUGGAUGGGAUGGUUGCAAUCACUGUGCCGAGGAAGAAGGAGGCAGAGGAAAACCAGAAAGAGAAGAUCCAGCAAACUGAGUGCUGA
Nestor notabilis (Kea) is the source of this 1524-nucleotide messenger RNA. It is a transcript of the gene LAG3, whose product is annotated as lymphocyte-activation gene 3. The transcript is spliced from 8 exons. NCBI's taxonomy places the organism in Eukaryota, Metazoa, Chordata, Aves, Psittaciformes, Psittacidae. The record is from RefSeq and is a predicted model, not a curated record. Gene Ontology annotation, cellular component: external side of plasma membrane; membrane raft. The coding region runs from base 1 to 1524 and encodes 507 amino acids. Gene Ontology annotation, biological process: positive regulation of ERK1 and ERK2 cascade; T cell activation; interleukin-15-mediated signaling pathway. Gene Ontology annotation, molecular function: protein tyrosine kinase binding; MHC class II protein binding.